This is a messenger RNA of Gilbertella persicaria, 7260 nucleotides long. RefSeq lists its product as uncharacterized. NCBI's taxonomy places the organism in Eukaryota, Fungi, Mucoromycota, Mucoromycetes, Mucorales, Choanephoraceae. The record is from RefSeq and is a predicted model, not a curated record. The transcript is spliced from 14 exons. The coding region runs from base 1 to 7260 and encodes 2419 amino acids. Gene Ontology annotation, molecular function: ATP binding; phosphorelay sensor kinase activity; protein binding. Gene Ontology annotation, biological process: protein phosphorylation; phosphorelay signal transduction system.
AUGGACAGACCAUUACCUAGAGCACCACCUCCUGGAAACUUUGAUAUAGACUAUGAUUCUUUUGAAAUCAAGAUACCCAACUACGCCUUUGGUAAAGCAGUGGAAUUAGUGGGCGCCGGUGGCUUAAUCGCUGUAAGUAUAGGCAAAAGGUUAAAGGACAACAAAGUAGUAUUGGCAAAGAUUUCACCUCAUUCAGUUCGACUCGAGCGAGAAUACUAUGUAACCAAACGCCUUUAUUCGUUACCUAGCGGAGAUAAAUAUGUGCCCAAUGCCAUUGAAUACGUAUCACUCGUUCAAGAUGGAUUGGCUGCUCUUUUAUAUACAGACAUAGAGCCGAACGACUAUAUUUAUAUUGAACAACAGCAAACAGCCAACUAUUUUACAUUGUAUUCGCUUACUCAAAUGACACAUGUCAAUGUAUGGAGAGACCAUCAACCAGAACCGCGAUGCCAGGUCAACAUGGAUGUGUUUCUCUUGCUUGCUAUUGAGUGUUGUUCAGCACUCCAGUUUCUUCAUGAAAACGGUGUAGUUCAUGGUGAAUUACGUCCCUCUGCCUUCCAGUUUAGAUAUACACCUAACAAACAACAAUUAAUCGCUAAAGUUUGGAAUUUUGGCGGAGGGUUAAAUUCAUACGAAGAAUUAUUGUUAACAACUUCCCGAUGGCGAUCAUUUAUGUCAAACGAGGAAAAACCUUAUGAUGCCAGCACAAAGAAUAAUCACCCAAGUUUGUUUUAUUCCCCUAAAGAAUUUAAAUCGUCACUUGCGUAUGUGAGUCCAGAACAAACAGGCCGAACCUCAAAUGCAUUAGAUCACAGAGCCGAUCUGUAUUCACUCGGCAUCAUGUUUUUUGUGGUGCUUACCAACUGCCCUCCUUUUAAAGGCACAGCCAUGCAUGUAAUUCAUUCUAUUCUGUCUAAAAAUGUGCCUCUUGUCCAUACGAUUCGAAAAGAUGUUCCUCCUACUGUGGACGAAAGAUAUGACAGUGCUUAUGGACUAAGAGAAGAUCUAGUAGAGUGUAAAAAGAGGCUAGCGACAGUUGAUUCAAGUCAAGAAUUGGCUUAUUUUCCCUUAGGCUCAAGAGAUAUCAAUCCUGUUUUUAAAAUAUCUGAUGCUAUGUAUGGUCGAGAUAAAGAAAUAGAAACGAUUAGUUCGAUCAUUCAAAGCGUUUACCAUGCACAUCAAAAAGAAAAAAAGAAGACACAACCCAAUGGCAAUGCAGAUAGUUCAAGUGCAUUAAAACAAGCCGACAAUUUACUGCGUGUCAAUUCAUCAACUUCCUUAGACAACACAAUAUGUGAAGUGAUUGUGUUAAAGGGGCCUGGUGGUAUUGGUAAAUCCACUUUGGUAUCUACGCUCAAUGUACAAGCAAGACAAUGUGGUUAUACAGCCUCUGCUAAGUUUGACAAGAAUCAAAAAAGACCUUACAAUGGUUUAUUACGAUGUCUUUCUUCUAUCUUACGACAACUUUUGACGGAAUCAGAACAUGUUGUGCGUGAUUUCUACAAGGACUUGAAAGAGAGCUUGGGCCCUCAGUUUUCUAAUGUUCGAUUGAUGGUUAAUAUGGUGCCUGAAUUAAAGCCGAUUUUGCACGACUAUUUAGAAGUCAACAACACAAUCGACGAUGAUGCUAUCUCAAGUAUUCUAAACACAGAGACCAGAUUUCAUUCAGUCUAUUUGAAUAUCAUUCGAACUAUUGCCAGAAGAAAGUUAUUGACCUUGUGCUUGGAUGAUUUACAAGAAGCAGACGAACCUUCUAUUCGAUUGAUCAAUGCACUCAUUUCUUCAAAAACAACCAUGUUGGUUAUCUUGACAUUUCGAGAUGGCAAUGAGACACCUCAAAAAGUAGUAGAAAUCCUUGAGAAAUGCAGUAAUCCAGUAACUACAAUACAACUGUAUGCGCUGGGCAUCGAAGUGCUCCAACAAUUAGUAUUAAAUACUUUCUACAACUCACAUCAUUCGUCCAGCACUGAUAUGGAUGACGAAGAAGAAGAACGAGAAAGAAAAGGAGAACAAGAACGAAUUGAUGCUAUUAUGCCUCUUGUUGACAUCAUCUAUAGCUGGACACGGGGAAACCCGUUUUAUGCGAAGCAGUUUUUGAAAAUGAUGAAAAGAAAAGACGACAUUUGGUUUGAUUGGAACGAAAAACAUUGGAAGUUUAGACUGGACAAUAUUAAAAAACUAUUUGACACUAAACAGACUUCCAAGAGACCAAGCCAUCAUGAUUUGUUUAUGCUUGAUGCAGAUACUAAACCCAGUCAUCAGGCACAUAAUGAACCUAUCUUUGAUGUACGCCAUCUUGUCUCUCAUUUACGUUCUUUGGAUCCAAGCGCACAAUGCUUCUUGAUGUGGGCUAGUUUGUUGGGCCAUGUGUUUAAUUUUAGGCGAAUCAAAUGGCUCAUGAUGGCAUCAAGUGAUAAUCCCAAGCCAGUUGAUUCGCCUGUACUCGCAUUUGAACAAGAAGAAGAACGUACAAAUCAAGCCAUGUUGGGUCUGCAAGUGGCUUUAAAUGAAGGUGUGAUUCAAUUCAAGGCUGGUAAUGACUUCCACUUUAUUCAUGAUCGAUAUUAUCAAGCAGCAUCCAUGUUGAUUAUUGAUUCAGCACAGAGAGAAAGUAUGCAUUUGAAGAUUGGACAAAUGUUGAUGCUAGAAGAAGAAGAGUUGGAAGAAGACGAUAAUGUGUUCUUGAUUGCAGAUCAUUUUCUUAAAAGUGCUGGAUUGAUUCGUUUAAUGGAAAAGCGUAAAUGUUAUCGUGAUAUGUUGAUUCGAGCAGGUAAUGAAGCAGCCUUGUCGGGGGCUUUGCAGAUUUCAGCAAGUUACUUUGAAUGCGCACUUUCUUUGUUAGACCAAGAUACUGAAAGGCGAUGGCAAGAUGGUCCAGAUACUUCGUUUUCAGAGACACUGAAUCUUUACAUGAAGAUUCUUGAACUUAAGUUGUUAAACAACAAAGAUAUCAACCAAGGUUAUGUCACCACAACAAAUAAAAAGCAAGAACAAGCCAUGAUAGAUAACGAAAAAAUCAUGGAUACUACUACAUCCAUUGUGGCUGAUGGCAACAAGCUAGUGACAGCAACUACAUUUAUUAUGUACGAUCGAAUGCGAGAUGAUAUAAUUCAACAGAUCAUGCAACAUACAGUUAACCAUCCUUAUGAAAGAGCACAAGCUUGGCGAAUUCAGGCACGCAUUUACUUUCAACAAUCUCAGUAUCGAAAAGGUAUUCAGAACAUCAUGGAAGGUUUAGAAGAGCUAGGCAUUGUAGUAGAUACCAAUAUUACUGAAGCAGAAGUACUUGAGUACUAUCACAUCAUCAAAGCAAGUAUUGUGGAGCCUGGUUUUGAACAAUUGAACAACGCAGGCCCUUGUCAAGACAAUAAGCAAAUUGCGGUUAUGACGCUGUUGAAUGAAGCAUGUUCUGGUGCUUAUUGGGUCAAUCCAAUUUUGGUUGAUUUCUUUGCGCUUAAGUUAUGCGAAUUAUCGCUUCAGUACGGAUAUACACCUUCAAGCGGCGGUGGAUUUAUCUGGGUAGGAUGUACAGCCAGCCGUGUUACUGAGUUUGCAUUUGCUGCUGAAUUGGGCAAGUUUGGUCUAGCACUCUGUGAGAAAUAUGCAGCCAAUUCUGAAAUCGCGAGAGCUAUUAUCUUGUAUCAUAGUCUCCUGGCUCAAUGGACGGGUGUUCAUGUACGAGAUUAUAUCUAUCAAUACCAAAGAGCCUACAAAUAUGCUAUUGCUGGAGGAGAUCAGCUCUUUUCUUCCAUGGCUUUAUUUCAUGUGGCCACUACGCUGUAUUGGACAAGUUGCAAUUUGUUUGAUUUACAUUGGCAUUUAAGUCAUUCUUUGGAAGAAUGCAGUAAAGGUAGCUCUAAAGACGUGCUUAUAUUAAAUGUAUCUCUUUGGCGAUCUGUGCUUGUUUUCCAGGGCAAGACAGACAUUACACAAGAUCCUGAUAAAAUGAUGAAUGAUCCAGACAGCAAUUUUGAUGAGUCUUCUUUUGUGGAAGACUUGAAGAGUCAAAGUGUUAAUUCUGGUAAUCCUUUGAAUUGGCAUUACAGUUUCAAAAUGAUCCUUUUAUUUCAUUUUGGAUUUACAAAAGCUGCUUCUGAACUUGGGUUUAAAAUCUUUGAUAAUUCUUUCAAUGAGAUUGUACAUCGCCAUGUUGGUAUUGCCAUGUAUUAUCAUUGUAUUGCUAUUGUAGAGAGCCUUCGAGAUGAAUCUUUAGAUCCAAAAACCCGAGCCAAAUAUACAAAACAACUACACAAGAACGAGCAGAAACUAAAUGAACUUGCAACCCAUUCAGAAGUUAAUUAUCGCAUGUAUCAUAAAAUUGUGCAAGCACAAAUAUCCACAUUGGACUUGAAUAACAUGGCUCAAUCACUACGUCUUUAUAAUGAAGUCAUGGAACUCGCAUUGAAAGGAAAAUGGUACUCCUUUUUAGGAUUGACAUUUGAAUUAGCCUCUGAGUAUUACAUGCGCUGUGGUCUGACACAAUUGGCUGUGCCUACGUUAUGUCGAUCACUUGAAUUUUAUGGUCGUUGGGGAGCUAUUGGUAAAGUGCAAUACCUCAAGAAGAAAUAUAGCAAAGAACUAGAGGGUCAAACGGUGUCUGGGAAAGAAGAUGUUGCUGUUCAAACAGAAGAUGUCAUUGUUGGAACGACUACAGUAGCCGAAAAAAACAUGAAUGUGUGGGAUAAUACCAGUAGUGAUGAAAUCAGUCAUGAUUCUUCAUUAAAAGAAGUGUUUACUGAAGACAAUUCUACACAUACUUCAGAAUGUCCAAGUAGAAACAACGAGAUGAACAACAAUGCGAUUGUGGAUUCUGAAGACUUGAAUAUUAUGCGAGAAGAUACAUUGUUUUCUCUUGAUAUGGUUGAUUUGACUUCAAUCAUUAAAAGCUCACAAGUCAUUUCAAACGAGAUGAAUUCAUUCGAUGAAUUGCUAAAGAAGAUGAUGGGCAUUAUUAUGGCUAACUCUGGUGCUGAAUCUGGUGUCAUCAUUGUCAAAGAAGGUUGCUUUGGUAUUGCUGCUCAUUCUGUUCGUUCUACCGACACCUGCCAAACUUACGAACCUCCUCUUCCUCUCGGUGAUGAUGAAGACGAUAAGAUCCUAACAUCUAUUGUACAUUAUGUGAUACAUACUAACAAAAGUUUGUUUAUAUCCAAUGUCCAAGCAGAUCCACGUUUCUCUACAGGCGAGAAGAAGGCUGCUGUGAUAUGUAUGCCUAUCAUGCACAAAAAUACACUCGUAGGUGUCCUUUAUCUUCAAGCCAACUUAAAUGCUUUUACUCGCAAACAUGCCAAUGUCCUUUCAAUCUUGUGUGAUCAAAUUGGUAUUUCCAUCACCAAUGCCUUAUUGUUUAAAUCAGUCCAACAAGCAACAAAAGCCAAUUCGCUCAUGAUAGAGAGUCAGCUUAAGGCCCUUGAAGAAGCCCGAGCGAGUCGAGAACAAGCAUUGCAUGCAACGAAGAUGAAAUCCAACUUCUUGGCCAACAUGUCUCACGAACUGCGUACGCCAUUUUCUGGCUUCUAUGGUAUGAUAUCCCUCUUGAGCGAAACCAAUCUCGAUGUAGAGCAACGCGAAUUCGUAUCGAUUGCUAAGCAAAGCUGUGAGAUGCUGUUACAUAUCAUUGAUGAUCUGCUUGACUUUUCAAAGUUAGAGGCACAUAAAGUCAAACUGCUUUAUGGCUUAUUUCAUAUUGAAGACCUGAUUGCAGAUCGAAUGGAGCUUUUGAUUACUUUGGCAACCAACAAGAAUGUGGAAUUGUCUUAUUUUAUUGACGAUGAUGUACCUUCUAUGGUCUUUGGUGAUGGCAAUCGCAUUGGACAAAUCUUGAUGAACCUGAUUGGUAAUGCAAUUAAGUUUAGUCAUCAUGGUGAAGUGGUGGUUCGUUGUGGGCUAGACAAGCCAGCUGAAUUAGCUGAACCAGACAGUAUCACAUUAAAGAUAUCUGUGCAAGAUACAGGUAUUGGUAUGUCUGAAGAAGAGAUCAAGGGGCUAUUUCUACCUUUUAGUCAAGUGGAUGGAUCGACAACUCGUAAUUUUGGAGGAACAGGUCUCGGUCUUUCUAUUUGUUUGCAACUUGUCAAACUAAUGCAUGGUAAUAUUCAUGUGGAUUCUGUUGUAGGAGAAGGGUCUACUUUUACGUUUACGAUUCAAGUAAAGAAUGGAGAUACUGUAGCGGAAGUAGAUGCUAGUUAUGAUUCAAGAUGCAGCACAAUCAAUGAACUCAGAGAGCAACUAGGACAACCUCGUUUACUCAUAUUGUCAUCAGAAAGGAUAAAAAUGAUGAUUAAAGCCUUUAUUCCUUGGAUACAACAAACAGACCAUACAACCGAUGCAAGUGAAGCCAUUGGGAUGACCAAAAAGGGGUUAUAUGACUGUGUUAUUAUUGAUACACCCAAACCAGACAUUUUAUCCAACUUAAUCAAGACAAUCGAAGAAACACCUGGAUUGAGUAAGAUGCGUAUUUUACUUUUAUUGGCACCUACUGUAGACAAUAUUCGUCGUCAUUUUAAAAAUAGUUCCAUCGCUACUGGUGAGGAACAAACUGUACGACAAGUGCACCAUUACGCUUUUUAUCCUUUAGUCGCACGUUUGUCUAAGCCUAUUAGGACUAUUAAAUUGCUCAAUGCUCUUGUGGGUGCUCUCAACACCUCGACUAUAAAUGAACAUGUUCCUAGUCCAUCAGCAAGUAGCCAAUAUGCGUUCCAAUUAAUAUCUUCCAAUAACACUCAAAAUACCAGUAACAAAGCAGACGAAGAAAACAACCAAAAAGAACCAGAUUCAACACCUAUCUUGGUAACUCCGCCUUACUCUCGGAAAAGCCAUGAGGCAUUCUCGCCUGAAGAACUUGCUGCUUUCAAAGGACAAAAGAUUCUUGUGGCAGAAGACAACUUUAUUGCUCAAAGAUUGAUUGUGAAGCAAUUGAGUCGAUUAGGAUUUAUAGUAGAGAAAUGCAACAAUGGGUUUGAAUGCUUUGAUACGUGGAAGGCAAGAGGGCCUGGCUAUUUUGUGUUAGCUUGGAUUGAUCAUCAUAUGCCUGGUUGCGAUGGAUUAGAAGCCACAAGAAAGAUUCGUGAGUACGAAAAAGAAAUGAACUACAGCCCUGCUUUACCAAUCAUUGCAUUAACAGCUGAUAUUCAAAUAACUGCACAAAAGAAUUGCCUUGAUGCUGGUAUGAAUGAUUAUGUUACAAAGCCUUUAAUGCAAAAGGAUCUUGCUACUGUUUUGAGAAAAUAUUGCUUAGGUCCAACUAUAUUACACUUAUAA